GAGCACCUGCAGAAUCUUCUCAAGACGAGCAAUCAUCAUCUUAUGAAGGUUCAAAUGUUGCUGUUAGUAUGGAAGUCUCAGAACCUGUUGUAGAAAAUGGAGAGACAGAAAUGUCCCCAGAAGAAUCAUGGGACCACAAAGAAGAAACAUGUGAAGCAGAUCUAGGAGGUGGCCCAUCAGGAGAUGCAAGUCAUGCUGAGGAGAGUGCCCAGGAAAUGAUGGAGGAAGAGGAGGAAAUACCAAAACCUAAAUCUGUAGUAGCACCACCAGGUGCCCCUAAAAAAGAACAUGUAAAUGUAGUAUUCAUUGGGCAUGUAGAUGCUGGCAAAUCGACCAUUGGAGGACAAAUAAUGUAUUUGACAGGAAUGGUUGACAAAAGAACACUUGAGAAAUAUGAGAGAGAAGCUAAAGAGAAAAACAGAGAAACCUGGUACCUGUCUUGGGCCUUAGACACAAACCAAGAAGAACGAGACAAAGGUAAAACAGUAGAAGUGGGCCGUGCCUAUUUUGAAACAGAGAAGAAACACUUCACAAUCCUAGAUGCCCCUGGGCAUAAGAGUUUUGUUCCAAAUAUGAUUGGAGGAGCUUCUCAAGCUGAUUUGGCUGUAUUGGUUAUUUCUGCAAGAAAAGGAGAGUUUGAAACUGGAUUUGAAAAGGGGGGACAAACAAGAGAACAUGCAAUGUUAGCAAAAACAGCAGGUGUAAAACAUUUAAUAGUUCUUAUUAAUAAAAUGGAUGAUCCAACUGUAAACUGGAGUAAUGAAAGAUACGAAGAAUGUAAAGAAAAGCUGGUGCCAUUUUUGAAGAAAGUUGGCUUCAAUCCCAAAAAAGAUAUUCAUUUUAUGCCCUGCUCGGGACUGACUGGAGCAAACCUUAAAGAGCAAUCAGAUUUCUGUCCUUGGUAUAUUGGAUUACCAUUUAUUCCAUAUCUGGAUAAUUUGCCAAACUUCAACCGUUCAGUUGAUGGACCAAUCAGGCUGCCAAUUGUGGAUAAAUAUAAGGAUAUGGGCACUGUGGUCUUGGGAAAGCUGGAAUCAGGCUCCAUUUGCAAAGGACAGCAGCUUGUGAUGAUGCCAAACAAGCACAACGUGGAAGUUCUUGGAAUUCUUUCUGAUGAUGUAGAAACUGACUCAGUAGCCCCCGGUGAAAACCUGAAGAUUAGGCUUAAAGGAAUAGAAGAGGAGGAGAUCCUUCCAGGGUUUAUACUCUGUGAUCCUAAUAACUUGUGUCAUUCUGGACGUACAUUUGAUGCCCAGAUAGUGAUAAUUGAGCACAAAUCCAUCAUCUGCCCUGGUUAUAAUGCAGUGCUGCACAUUCAUACCUGUAUUGAAGAAGUUGAAAUAACAGCCUUAAUCUGCUUGGUAGACAAAAAAUCAGGAGAAAAAAGUAAGACACGACCGCGUUUUGUGAAACAAGAUCAAGUAUGCAUUGCCCGUUUAAGGACAGCAGGAACCAUCUGUCUUGAGACAUUCAAAGAGUUCCCUCAGAUGGGUCGUUUUACUUUAAGAGAUGAGGGUAAGACCAUUGCAAUUGGAAAAGUUCUGAAGCUGGUUCCGGAGAAAGACUAAGUACUUUUCUCGAUGACCCUGCACAAUACUGUGAGGAAAAUUGACUCUGCAAAAGCCUACUUCACACCGCCUUCUUAUUUUCUGCCCAUUGAUAACUUCUCCCCAUAUUUUGCAAAGACAAAUUUCACAGCAAAGGUCCACAUUGUCAGCUUUCUCAUAUUGAGAGCUCUGCUAUGCCACUGUUGAAUUUCCCAAAAAGGGUUUUUUUCUCCCAAAUUUGCUUGCAAAGAUUUGGCAAUAGCUUUGUAAGUGAUGUGGACAUAAUUGCCUAUAAUUAUGAAAAUCUAAAGGAUUUUUAAUGUUUAAUUUCCCCUGGCAUAUUAAGACAUCUUUUUUCCAGGCAAAUCACUCAGCGUGUGAGUGUGCGUGCACAUGUUACAAAGACAACUACCAUGUUAAUAAACAAUUUGAAAUCCUUUUGGUAUUGGAAUUGCUUUUGAAUAAUGUUUUUUAUCCAGAUGUUUCACUGUUGCAUUAGCAUUUUAACUUUCCAAGUUUCUAAAUAUUCAAUUACUUGGAGUUUUCAAAACUCCUCACCACUGUUUCCUCUCCCCGCAUUUUAAAUGAGGCAAUUAGACAAUUGACAAAGUUUGUAUAAAAUGAAUUUUUGCCCCAUUCUGUUGGGUAUUUUCAUGCAUUGUUUAAAUUAAAUACCUUUAUGAAAGUAUUGACACUAUUUUAUUAGCUUUCCAUUGGUUUAUAUCUAUAGCACAUCUUGGUUGAAUUAAUUUCUUAGACACAGUAAGUUGGGUCGAACGAUAGAACUCUAUACUGUGUUGUUAUAAAAAGUAUGACAUAAUCAAAUUCUUAACCUUCAGAAAAUGCUAACAACCAGUAAAUCAAUGGAAGUUGCACAAACAUGGUAAUUGAGGCAAUAAUGUCUAUAAUGGUAUUUAUAAGUGAUUUUUUUUUUCCUGAAAACUGGGCCAGUCGAAUAGGUGCCAGUUCUGCAGGUUACUUAGUUCAUUCUGUCAUUAAUUUAGAAGGCUGGAUAAUCCUUGCUUUUUUAAACAUCUGUCUGAAUUGAGUGAGACUAUUUAAGACCCUACUUGCACAUACUGAAAUUUAGGAGGUGCAGAACAAAGUACAGUCUGCAAAUUUUUGCGUAUCAAACCAAUUUAAGUUUGUGUAGACUGGUGAAGAGCUUUCUUAAGAGAUUAAACCCAUAACCAGUUUAAAAUUAAACUUCCUUAGUACAGCUUGAAAGAGCUACAUAUUAAAACCAUACCUAGUUGCAGGUAAAAGUGAAUUAUCUCCUGUUGCCAUCCUGGUUCGAACAGUGAGAAAGAGGAUGAAUGGGAAAUGUGAGACCUACAAAGUAUUAAUGAAAAUCUCCAUUACUAGAUUAAAGGGUUAACUUCAGAGUUUCUUCAGAAUACUUUUUCUUAAACUAAAUAUUUUGCAAUUGUAAAAUUAAAUAGUGGUGAGCCCUUGCCUUCCCCGGAAGCUGACAGUCACAUGACUGUUUCAGUUUACAGAACUCAGUUUUAUUUAUCCUUUUUUGUUUCUUUGUAAUUGUGGAAUUCCCAUUCAUUUCACUUAAGGCUACAUUGUAUGGACAGCGCAAGUAAUUGUCCUUCAGUUUCAUAUGAUUACACUUGUCGCUACCGUAAUGCAUGAAAUUUAAAUAAAUUUUAUUAAGUCUGCAAA
Pelodiscus sinensis (Chinese soft-shelled turtle) is the source of this 3218-nucleotide messenger RNA. NCBI's taxonomy places the organism in Eukaryota, Metazoa, Chordata, Testudines, Trionychidae. The record is from RefSeq and is a predicted model, not a curated record.